AUGCAUGGCCAUGAACACGCCGGUGCGGGUCCCCUUAUUCCACAUGAGAAAUUCGGCAAAAGAUCCACGAUGGGGUUAACAAACGGGGGUCCCAGUCUAGGUUGGAAAGCUCUCGCCAUCCCCAAAUCUACUGCGGACACACAGCACACAGCACACAGCACAACAGCGCACAUCGCACAAGACCACCCACGACCACACAAUCCGCAGCAAGGCGAUAGCUAG
Messenger RNA from Histoplasma mississippiense, 222 nucleotides. RefSeq lists its product with no specific name. The transcript has 2 exons. The record is from RefSeq and is a predicted model, not a curated record. Bases 1 to 222 code for a protein of 73 amino acids. NCBI's taxonomy places the organism in Eukaryota, Fungi, Ascomycota, Eurotiomycetes, Onygenales, Ajellomycetaceae.